Messenger RNA from Adineta steineri, 1494 nucleotides. NCBI's taxonomy places the organism in Eukaryota, Metazoa, Rotifera, Eurotatoria, Adinetida, Adinetidae. The record is from the annotation of a GenBank genome assembly.
AUGUCAAUUGCUUCUCCAACUACAACGACAACAACAAUGAUGAAUAAUAAUUCAUCACCAUCUGGAAAUCCUUUGACAUCACUUUUACAUUCGAUAACAAAAAAACGCUCAUUAUCACCAAUCGUUCAACGUUUUGUUGAUUUAUGUGUUAGACCAAAUGAUAUGACACCACCAUCAUCGAAUGUAAAUGAACAUACAGAAAAAAUCAUAAGAAAUUUAGUAAAAAAAUUAACAAAAUUAAAAAAGAAUGGUUCUAUUGAAGAACUUGAAAAAGCUAUUUUACAUAAAGAUUCAAGAACAAAAUGUGUCACAAUACCAAGAUCACUUGAUACUCCUCCAAAUCAAUCAUCAAAAUCAAAUCCUGUUGUUAUAUAUUGUCGUCUAUGGCGUUGGCCAGAUUUAUCAAAUCAAAAUGAAUUAAAACCAGUUGAUUAUUGUCCAAAUUCAUUUCAUUAUUCUCGAGAUGAUAUUUGCAUUAAUCCAUUCCAUUAUGAACGUGUAGCAGCUAAAUAUUCUGUUUAUGUUCCACAUUUACCACCGGAAGCAUUCCUUGAUAUGCCAGAUUUACGCUCAGCUUCAAUGAGUAAUGAUAUUAUGCCGAAUCAGAUACCAGAAAAUACAACAUAUCAAGCAACUAUUGAACAACAACAAUCACCACCAUCAUAUCCAUUAUCACCUGGAAGUAUUAGUUCACAAGAUUCUCUUCUUUCACCACCUGGUGCAAUUACUAAUGAUGAUAAUAACCAUAAUUCUCAUGGAACUCCAAUGGAUUUUGAUAGUGCUCCACAAGCAUCAACAGAAACAAAUUCAAUGUAUCCUUCUCAACAACCAGUUUCAACAAUGUCAUCUCAUCCCUCUCAAUAUUCUGUAACUAAUGGCGAACAAGUACCAUUUGAAGAACCUCAUGAAUGGUGUCUUAUAUCUUAUUAUGAAAUGUCAACACGUGUAGGUGAACAAUUUCAUGCAACACAACCACAGAUAAUUAUUGAUGGUUUUACUGAUCCAUCAAAUGCUGAUCGUUUUUGUUUGGGUGGUUUAACAAAUGUUCAUCGAACAUUUGAUAUUGAUAAAGCACGACGUCAUAUUGGACGUGGUGUAAAACUAUUUCAUAUACGUGGAAAUGUUUUUGCUGAAUGUAUAUCAGAUAAUCCUGUUUUUGUACAAAGUCCAAUAACAAAUCAAAGAUUAUCAUGGCAUCCAGCAACUGUUUGUAAAAUUCCACCAAAAGUUCGACUGAAAAUAUUUGAUAGUGAUGAUUUUACUCAAAUACUUAGUGCAGCUGUUCAUGAAAGUUAUGAAGCAGUUUAUAAUCUCAUGAGAAUGUGUAUCAUUCGAAUGAGUUUUGUUAAAGGAUGGGGUGUUGAAUAUAGACGUCAAGCAGUAACAUGUACACCAUGUUGGGUAGAAAUUCAUUUAGAAGGUCCAUUAAAAUGGCUCGAUACUGUUCUUUCGACAAUGCGCGGUCCAACACAAUCGAUUACAAGUGUUUCAUAG